UUCAAAGUCUUUUGUUUUUAUAAAGCCGCCAAAGCUAGGGUUUAAGAAGCAAAACAUUCUCAAAGGAAAUAACCGUGUAUAUGUGUAUGUAUAUAUUUUUUCCUUUCCCUUUCCCUUUUUUGCAGCUAUGAAAUUUAAUUUCUCCCUCUGCAACCUAUAUAUUAACCUUCAAAGCUCCAAUCUUUCUUUUCUCAGAGAUGGUUGGGUGCAUACCCGAACCCACCAUCGUUGAAGACGACCACAACAGCCGAGCUUCAAAGUCCAAAAACUUGAAGGACCCACUUGAAAAUGCGAAAUUGGCUGAUUUUUCUUUUACUGAUUCGUUUAUCGAUUUUGACUCCAUAAAGGAGUUUUUUGAAGAUAGCCCAGAUACAGAUAUUGUUAGUUUAGGUAAGAUUGAUUUUGGGAAGAUGGGUGAUAAUGGCUUUUCUAGUGAAACACAUUCUAAUCCAAGUUUUGAAGAGUUGAGGCCUAUUGAAAGUGGGUCAGGCUGCGUGGUGAUAGUAAAUGAGGAAAGGGUGGGGCUUGUAAGGGAGGGGAAUUUUGUUUCCUGUAUUGAAGAGGAGAUGGGUAGGGUUAGUUUGGUUGGUUUGUCAAGUCCCAUUUGUGGUGAUGGGAAAACCGCGGGUGAUGAAAUAGAGAUGGGAAAUGUAAGUUUGGUUGCGGGGUCGAAUUCUGUUGUUCCUAACGGGAGUGUUGCCAAUAGUGCGGUAGCAAGUGAUGAGGUGGAUAUUGGCAAUGUUUAUUUGGCCACUGGGUCAAGCACAGAUGCUGGUACAGGUAGCCAUGUGAAUAAUGUGGUAAAGAGCGAUAAGGAUGACAGUGGAAGUGAUUCCGAUUCUUCUAGUGAAAGUGGUUCAUCUUCUGGUAGCAGCAGCAGCAGUGAUGAGGAUGAGGAAGAUGAAGAGGAGAAUGAGGAUGAAGAUGAGGAAGAGGAGGGAGAGAAGAGUGAUGAUGAUGAGGAGGAGGACGAGGAGGAGAAACUCGGAGUAGAGGAGGGUGAGAUUGAAGAAGGUGAGAUAAAGGAUGUUAAUGGAAAGGAGAUGGUUGGUAAGAAUGAUGAUUAUGAGGAGGAAGAGGAGGAUGGAGGCAAGAUGGUUGAAUGGAGUGAUGUUGAAUUUGAUGAUAUUGAUGAGGAAGAGGAAGGGGAUACUGUUGUUUUGAGAAGGCCUAUUAGGUCGAAGAAUGAGCUUAAGGUUCUCCCUCCAGUUCCUCCUUUGGAUGUCACAUUGCAACCGCAUCAUCAGAUGCUGCCUGUUGGAACUGUUUUGUCGAUUAUGAGUGCCCAAGUCAUUGUGGAAGGGGUGAAGCACAACCCUCUUAAUGAGGGUACCAUCCUUUGGAUAACUGAAAAUAGAUCUCCUUUGGGGAUCGUAGAUGAGAUAUUUGGUCCUGUUCAACACCCCUUCUAUGUGGUGAGAUACAAUUCUGAAAGUGAAGUCCCUGCUGGCAUCUGUCAAGGAACCUUGAUUUCUUUUGUUUCUGAGUUUGCUAGUCAUGUGCUUAGUGAUAAGAAUCUUUACAAGAAAGGGUAUGAUGCAUCUGGCGAGAAUGAUGAAGAGUUGUCAGAUGAUGGAGAGUUCUCAGAUGAUGAGAAAGAGGCAGAGUAUAGGAGAAUGCAAAGAAUGUCAAAGAGGGGCCUGAAUAAUCAGACAGUUGGAAACAAGAAAAACAAUAGGAAGAAAGUUAACAAUAGGAAUGGCAAUUGGAAGAAUAAUACACCUUCAGGGCAGCAAGCGUUGGUGGGUGUGGGUCAGUCACCUCCAAAUCAGAACCAGCAUAAUAAAUCUUCUAUAGGAGCAUCAAUGAAUAAUAUUUCAUCUUCUACCAAAGGACAGGAUUUUCGUAGUGGAAGUGGCUUUUGUCCACCAUUUUCACCAAUGGCAACACCAUCUGGUGUUUUCCGACCUUCAGAUGGAGUCUGGGUAAAUGGGCUGCCUUCUCAGCAGUCACAGAAUGCAGUCAUUCCUGUUGGAUUUCCAGCUAAUAAUGUAUCAUGGCCUGCACAGAAUCAACAACUGCAUCCCUGUCAGAUGCCAUUUCUGCAACAGUUCAAUCCUAGUCAAGGGUCACUUCCUAGUGGUGUAGUACCAGGUGGACAGAUGAAUAUUUAUGCUGGACCUUCACCUUGGCCUGGGGUUAUUGGUGAAAAUUGCUUUAAUGGAGCAGCAUUUGGGAUGGGCUUCCAGGUUCAACCUGCUCACCCAACUAUGAGUACCAUGAAUGUGGAAGGCCAAGGAAUGAUGUCCGGUGGACUGCACAUUGAACCACCUGGUGUUAUUCCCGAAAACGUUCAACGAUUUAAUUUGGGUGCCUCACCAAGCCGCGGAAGGAAACCAUAUCGUCAUCGAGGACGUGGUCGUUUUGCAGGUGGGAGAGGUUGGCAGUCCUCAAAAUGAAGUUCAUUAGCUUUAUCAUACCACUGUGAACGCAACUUUGGAUGGGACCUGUAGGUUUUUGGAAUUUGCCUGGUAUAUGUGCGUUAUUUUGCUUUGGUACUUUGCAUGUUCUCAGUUCCAACUGCUUGAGGUGGUGAAAUUUCCUAUGCCUGAUGAUGGGCAACUUUUUUUUUU
Molecule: messenger RNA, 2573 nt
Organism: Hevea brasiliensis (rubber tree)
Lineage: Eukaryota; Viridiplantae; Streptophyta; Magnoliopsida; Malpighiales; Euphorbiaceae
Product: H/ACA ribonucleoprotein complex non-core subunit NAF1-like
Exons: 3
Coding region: 198-2399 (733 amino acids)
Biological process (GO): box H/ACA snoRNP assembly; ribosome biogenesis; pseudouridine synthesis
Cellular component (GO): sno(s)RNA-containing ribonucleoprotein complex
Molecular function (GO): RNA binding
Source: RefSeq, a predicted model, not a curated record